This is a messenger RNA of Malaya genurostris, 1273 nucleotides long. It is a transcript of the gene EloC, whose product is annotated as elongin-C. The transcript is spliced from 3 exons. Gene Ontology annotation, cellular component: elongin complex. NCBI's taxonomy places the organism in Eukaryota, Metazoa, Arthropoda, Insecta, Diptera, Culicidae. Gene Ontology annotation, biological process: ubiquitin-dependent protein catabolic process. The record is from RefSeq and is a predicted model, not a curated record. Gene Ontology annotation, molecular function: protein-macromolecule adaptor activity. Bases 184 to 531 code for a protein of 115 amino acids.
CAAAAAAAAUUACCUUUCGUCGCUUUUGUUUCACGGUGCGUGUGUUUUCAACAAUUUCCAGACUGAAAAUCUAUUUUAAUCACAUAUUACUUGCCUUUUUGAUGCGGUAUUAGUAUAAUUGCAAAUAAACCGUAUUGCACACCGUUUGAAGGAGAAUCAACUGUUAGAUCCCAGUAUUCUACAAUGGAGGAACGCACCGGGUCGGAACGCAUCUACGGUGGUUGCGAGGGACCGGACGCGAUGUACGUCAAACUGAUCUCAUCGGAUGGACACGAGUUCAUAGUGAAACGAGAGCACGCACUGACAUCGGGAACAAUUAAGGCUAUGCUUUCCGGUCCAGGCCAGUUUGCGGAGAACGAAGCCAAUGAAGUUAAUUUUAGAGAAAUCCCAUCACACGUGCUAGAGAAAGUUUGUAUGUACUUCACGUACAAGGUGCGCUACACCAACAGUUCUACAGAAAUUCCCGAGUUCCCCAUUGCGCCGGAGAUUGCAUUGGAGUUACUGAUGGCCGCCAAUUUUCUAGAUUGCUAAAAACCAGAUUUGCCUGUAGCGUAAUAUGAGAGACAGUAAAUAGCGACGAACGAGUAAACGGCGAUGAAUGAACGGUUGAAUAAAACAUUUUGAACUCGAACAAAUCUAACGAUAACAUUAUGGAAGGUAAAUCAAGAAAGAAUUAUUAUCGAUUGAGUUACCACCCGCCAUCAGUUUGUGAAUUGAACAGUUACAUCUUCAAGUCGCGGUGAUGAAAGUCUAAUACUCUGCGGUAAACAAUGGCUAACGUUUUCUCUCCUGGCCGAUAUGUGGUGGCUUUAGCGUUUUUCAUUCGCAUAUACCCUUAUGAGAAUCAAGCAUAGCUAUUUACGAUGUAAAGUGAACAUACUGAAUCAUAUUUAAAUUAUAUAAAUCUAAGUAUCAUAAUUUAUUCGUUAUGUGUUGUUUUUCUUUAUUUGUCUUGUUUCAUAACAACCAAGCACAUCGCGAAAAAAAUUGAUCGGGAUUGAAAUACAGAAGCCUGCGUUCUUUACUUCAAUACACGAUAUUCUAUCUCAACAUACAUUCGCAUUUAUUUAUUUGAUUGAUGUGAAUGAUUUUGCUUUCCGCAAUGUUGGGUUUAUUUCUUUCACAUCUGUAAGAUUUGUAGUCCGUUACAUUAACUUGGAUUUAUGGUAGAAUAUGCAAAAUAUUUGAAGGGCUGACACUAAAUGGAAAAUUACAAAGCGAUUGUUAUGCUGAAAAAUAUUGUGAUUAAACAAUGGUAGCAUGAGGUAAUGGA